GGGUUGAAUCAGCGCCUCGCUGGUCUGGUCGGUGCAGAGGAGGAGAUGGUGGUGGUGACGGGUCCGCGGCGCGGGACGCUCAGCGGAAUAUAAAGUGGACUAAAGAGGUUCAACGGGGCGUGCAGUUGAAUUGGAGGUGACGCUGGUCCAAGUGAUGAACCCUUUCUGGAGCAUGUCUACAAGUUCUGCUCGUAAGAAAUCUGAGAGUGACGAGAGGGGUGCUCCUGGAGAACAGAAAACUAGCCCUCCACGCACUUCAGUAGUCAAAAAGCAAUUGCCCGCUAUUCCAAAAAAUGCAGUUCCUGUUACAAAACCCAUUUCUCCUGUCCCAUCUGCACCAUCGACAAAUGGAACGCAUGCUUCAUAUGGUCCUUUCUAUCUAGAGUAUUCACUCCUCGCUGAAUUUACUUUAGUUGUAAAACAGAAGCUGCCUGGAGUAUAUGUACAGCCUUCAUACAGUUCUGCUUUAACGUGGUUUGGGGUGAUCUUUAUAAGACAUGGCUUGUAUCAGGACGGUGUGUUUAAAUUUACUAUUUACAUCCCUGACAACUACCCGGAUGGAGAAUGUCCGCGUUUGAUGUUUGAUAUGCCCGUCUUCCACCCGCUAAUAGAUCCAGCUAUUGGGGAAUUAGAUGUAAAAAGAGCAUUCACAAAAUGGAGGCGGAAUCAUAAUCACAUCUGGCAGGUACUGAUGUAUGCUCGCCGAGUGUUUUACAAGAUUGAUACAGUUAAUCCCCUGAACCCCGAAGCUGCAGUUCUGUAUGAAAAAGAUAUUCACCUAUUCAAAAGCAAAGUAGUCGAUAGUGUGAAACUGUGUAAUAGUCGUCUCUUUGAUCAACCUAAAGUGGAUGACCCCUAUGCAAUUAGCUUUUCACCUUGGAAUCCUACAGUGCACGAGGAAGCUAGAGAGAAUCUCUUAGCUCCAAAAAAAAAAACUGAAGAGCAGCAGACCAAAACCAUGCAUGUGUCUGGUCUUUCAUGGGUAAAGCCUGGUUCAACACAACCUUUCAGCAAAGAUGAAAACACUGUACAAACCUAGUACUUUCUGUCAUCAGCACAGCAGGCACUUUCUACCCGAAAAAAGGGAUGUGGACAAGGAGAGCUGAGGUGACUGUUUCUUGAGGGUGCAGACGUCUUGACUUGAAGGUUUUUUUUAAAACUGACUGUAAAAAUGUAAAACUGCUGAAGAGGGAUUCUUUCGUGUAGAUUUAUAAAAUUUUAAACUUGGCAGUUCAACUUUUAACAGUUUGUAAAUUGUUGUUUGGAACUUCUACCUACGUAAAUUUGGCAAUACAACUAUCAUAAUUCUGGUGGAUUUGGUUGGUGAAUUGAAUGUUUUUGUAUUACAAGUGAUACCAUUCUGCAUCACUGCCAUUGGUGAUAGGGAAGAUUUUUUUUUCAUGUUUUGGGGCUGGUGAUGAGGUAAAGAUGUCAAGUUUAGACGGUGAGCAAUCAGGCAAAUCAAUGAUUUUACAUAGCUGAUUUUUGACAGUAUUUUUGCGGUUUUCAUAAGCAUCAUGUUUGGGUUUUCUAUUGUAAAUAUGUUGGUAUGAUUCUGUAAAUAGCUCAUUUGAAGCCCAAUCGGCACUUUGAGGUAGAAAUGACAAUGGUGCUGGAGGUGAUUGUGGCACAGUGGUGCUUCCAUUUGACAAAAACUGGGAGUUUGUUUCCAUAUGUGUGCAAGUUGCUCUGUCACUCAAGCACACAUUGGAAUUUAUUUCAGUCAGUGCUGUAUAUGAAUGUGUAAACUAAUUUGAUUCAGAAAACUACUUCCAAUAUUAGUUUGUGUUCUGAUAAUCUUGUGCAAUAGACCAGUAAACAAAGUUACAUCCUGUUUUAUUGCAUUAGGUACUUUAUUGGGGUGCAUUUUAAGGGGGAGGUAUUUGCUGCCUAGCAAUGAAUGUCUAGUGGCUUAACCCUUAAAAUAAAAUUAAACCUGCAAUG
Callorhinchus milii (elephant shark) is the source of this 1944-nucleotide messenger RNA. RefSeq names its product akt interacting protein (gene aktip). NCBI's taxonomy places the organism in Eukaryota, Metazoa, Chordata, Chondrichthyes, Chimaeriformes, Callorhinchidae. The record is from RefSeq and is marked provisional.